UUAUAUUACAUGUUGAUUUAUUAAAUAAGUAGUUGCAGCCUUAUAAUGUCGGUUGUCAGCAGCCUUGUACCUGCACGGUUCCUGACCAUCAUCGCUCACCUUGUUAUUGUUAUCACAAUCUUCUGGUCGAGGGAAAAUAACGUGAAGGCCUGUUUGCCUUUGGAUUUCACACAAGAGCAAUAUGAGAAUGAAGAUAGAAGGUUGGUGGUGGCACUGGCGGUCACUCUCGGUCUGUUUGCUAUAGAGUUGGUCGGCUUCUUCUCCGGAGUGUCCAUGUUCAACAGCAGCCAGGGUCUCCUGUCAACAGGAGUCCAUGCCAGUGCCUCAGUGGCUCUGCUUUUCUUUCUAUUUGAGCAGUGGGAGUGUGACAUCUACUGGUGGAUCCUUGCCAUUUGCAGUGUGCUGCCUGCGUUUGUGGAGAUUGUUCUGUUCAUUGCUGUUUUUGGACUGAAGAAGAAGCCAUUAUGAAAGGCACCCCAGAUGUGAAAUCCUACAAACUAGCGUGGAUGUAAUUCCACCAUCGCUGUUGCAGUUUAUCUACAGACACUGUACUUACAGAACAUCUAUCAUCAAUUUAAUGAUGUACAGAGGAUUUUAAAUUGUCAUUAACAUAUACUACAACCAAUCUACACGCCACUCUGUCCAGAAUAAUUUUUAUAUUUUUAUAUUUUGUAUGUGAACUGAAUGUAGAAAAGGCAUUUAUAUUAUUAUGUUUACUUGUAACAUGUCCUGAGUGGUUACUUUAGAAAGAAAUGUAUCAGAAUGUCAACUC
Messenger RNA from Scomber japonicus (chub mackerel), 772 nucleotides. It is a transcript of the gene tmem107l, whose product is annotated as transmembrane protein 107 like. The coding region runs from base 46 to 468 and encodes 140 amino acids. Gene Ontology annotation, biological process: non-motile cilium assembly; protein localization to ciliary transition zone. The transcript is spliced from 5 exons. Lineage: Eukaryota; Metazoa; Chordata; Actinopteri; Scombriformes; Scombridae. Gene Ontology annotation, cellular component: MKS complex. The record is from RefSeq and is a predicted model, not a curated record.